Exophiala xenobiotica is the source of this 1859-nucleotide messenger RNA. RefSeq names its product S-methyl-5-thioribose-1-phosphate isomerase. Gene Ontology annotation, molecular function: S-methyl-5-thioribose-1-phosphate isomerase activity. Bases 106 to 1293 code for a protein of 395 amino acids. NCBI's taxonomy places the organism in Eukaryota, Fungi, Ascomycota, Eurotiomycetes, Chaetothyriales, Herpotrichiellaceae. The transcript is spliced from 2 exons. The record is from RefSeq and is a predicted model, not a curated record.
GGCGGCCAUCGCAUACCGCAGCCUCGAGCAGACUGAGAACUUGCAGCUUUUAUUGCUGGUCCACGGCAUCUCAAGAUUCGUCAAUUUCGUGGUCGCGGCGACAAGAUGGUACUGCAAGCCAUUCAGUAUGAGCCAGCAUCGGCCUCUUCACCCCCGUCUCUGCGCAUUCUCGACCAGCUUCUCCUCCCCCAUAGGACGACGUACGAGCAGGUUUCCACUUGCGAAGAAGCCCAUGCAACGAUCAAGCAGAUGAAGGUGCGAGGAGCGCCAGCCAUUGCUAUUGUAGCCGCUCUCGCAUUGGCCGUUGAGAUCGGGACAGUAGUUGCGGCAAGGAAACUGCCCAGUUCUGCGGAAGAGGUGAAGGAGUACCUAAGCCAGCGGUUGGACUACUUGAAGACCAGCAGACCCACGGCCGUCAAUUUGGGAGAUGCGGUGGGCAAAUUGAAAAUUGUCGCCAAAAAGGCCACCCUUCAACCGGACGCAACCCCCGACACUGUGGCACAGGCAUAUAUAGUGGCUGCCGAACGAAUGCUGGUAGACGAUGUGUCCGACAACAAGGCCAUUGGAGAACACGGCGCUCGAUGGAUCGAGGAAAAUACUGUGGCAGGGAGAAAAAGAAAACAAGAGAAGAGUCAAGAGCUGCAAGUCCUAACACACUGUAACACUGGGUCUCUUGCAACGGCUGGGUACGGGACCGCUCUUGGUGUUAUCAGAUCUCUCCGGACGGCUGACAUGCUCACUCGGGCUUAUUGUUCGGAAACCCGACCAUAUAACCAAGGGUCUCGCCUGACUGCGUAUGAACUCGUCCACGACCAAAUACCAGCGACCCUUAUCACAGAUUCAAUGGCUUGUGCCUUACUUGCCAAACAGGGAGAUAGACUUGCGGCCAUUGUCGUUGGAGCUGACCGAGUCGCGGCAAACGGCGACACUGCCAACAAGAUCGGGACAUAUUCUCUCGCCGUGCUUGCCCGGCAUCACGGGGUCAAAUUUCUUGUCGCCGCUCCAAGGACCACCAUUGAUCUAGCUACCGCCUCCGGUCAAGACAUUGUGAUUGAAGAGAGAGCGCCGGAGGAAGUCACCAGGAUCAAGGGGCCAAAGGUCACCCCAGAGGGAAAAAUACUUGUUGAUGAAGGUGCGGAAGUCAUCAGCACAGCCGCAAUUGGGAUUGAAGUAUGGAAUCCUGCAUUUGACGUUACUCCUGCCGAGCUCAUUGAUGGAGUCAUCACAGAGGUUGGCGUAGUGGAAAAGGUGGAUGGAAAGUUCGACUUUGGUCCGAUCUUCCAACAGUCUUGACCAAGGGUCGGUCGCAGCACUUCUUACCUCGACAAUGAGGUUUCAACUCCGUUUAAAAGUACGCCGGCCUCUUGGUACGGUGCGGCACUAAGACACUGCUCAGUUGAGACGUUCAAGAAGACGAGUGUCCAGAAAUGGCAUAGCGUGAUGACUAGCAGGACUGUGGUACUGUGGUACUGUGGUAUCUCAGCUCGAAACCGCUCAGUGGGAGUGUUGAAGCGUGAUGGUAUCGAGUUCUCGGAAACCACGGAAACCCUUAUUUUUGUGAUUGGGCCUCUGGUUUUGAAGAAUCGGGUUGGCGUGUGUUGUUCUCCAUGCUCGCCAACAGCUGCUCAAUGCGGCUCUCGAUGCCAUCUAGCUUAGUUUCUAGGGCGGAGGCUGUCCUUUCACCGCUAUAUCAUCGUGAUCAGUUAAAGCCGUAGUGAUGGCGGACAUACGGAGCUGUCCCUUACUGUGCAAGCUCCUGGAAUGCCUUUUGGCCACAAAUAAUGUUACAGUCAGCGGGUACGGAGGACUGAAGAGCAGGCAUCAAAACCGGAUUUUUGCUCACUUUUGCCAUCUCCGAG